Cinara cedri is the source of this 1374-nucleotide messenger RNA. The record is from the annotation of a GenBank genome assembly. Lineage: Eukaryota; Metazoa; Arthropoda; Insecta; Hemiptera; Aphididae.
AUGUCUUUUUUUAUUCGAAAAGGUGUAACCAAACGCAGAAAACCUGCAGUACGUGUUACAAACAACAACAUCAAAAAGAAAAAAACCGAAAAUCACAUCGAUGAUGAGAUUUCGUCCGAUUCAAGUGAGUCUAACCACGAUGACCACCAAGCAUUUUCGUCAGAAUCAGAGGAAGAGAAGUUUUUAACGGUAGCCGAAAAAAAAGUGCAACUCGCUAAAAAGUAUUUGAGUGAAAUUGAAGAAGAAGAACGAAGACGUUUAGAAGACGAUGACGAUGAUCAGGUAAAUAAAAAUGUUUUAAAGCGUUUAAAAAAUGAUGUUCUUGAUCAAAAAGGAAAAUUGAAAACAAAAUUGGCCGAUUGUUUGUUGGUUCCGACUGACAUUCUCAGGUUAAGAAAUAGACAUCAUACCAAAGCAAUUACAUGCAUUGUGGUAUCGCCCGAUGACAAAUAUGCUUACUCUGCAUCAAAAGAUUCUACUAUAAUACAAUGGGAUCUACAAGCUGGUAAAGUACACAAGUGUUUGAGUUAUAACCGUAAAAAACCCCUAGUGAUAAAUCCAACACAUCAUAAUUAUCCUGUUUUAUCUCUUGCGGUGUCUGAGCAAUAUUUAGUUUCUGGAGAUAAUUCUGGGCUAAUUAAUGUUUGGAAUUCAGUCACAUUAGAAUAUAUUGGACCUUUGAGGGGACAUAUAGACGGUGUAACUGGUUUAGCGAUUUGCAAUGAAUCAAAUCAAUUGUUCAGUUGUUCAAAGGAUAAAAGUGUUAAAAUUUGGGAUCUUACUGAAUUGUCCUACAUAGAUUCACUUUUAGGCCAUCAGACUGAAGCCACCAGCAUUGAUAUAAUGGAGAAAGAUCAUGUAAUAACUGGCGGAGGCUUUGAAAGUAUGGUCAGAAUGUGGAAGAUUCAAGAUGAAACACAAUUAAUGUUUCAUGGAACAGGUGGUUCAAUAGAUUCUGUAAAGAAAAUUGAUACUGCACAUUUUGUCACAGGCGGGGAUAGUGGCUGCAUUAGCAUCUGGGGAACAUUGAGGAAAAAACCAUUUUGCAACAUCAACAACGCCCAUGGUACUAAUAAAAGUAAUGGUCAACCAAAUUGGGUAUCUGCAGUUGGAGCUUUAGAAAAUUCAGACUUGAUAGUUUCUGGAAGUAGUGAUGGAUUGCUUAAAUUUUGGAGGUGUACAAACAACUAUAAGUCGAUAUUACCAUUAUUUAAUGUUCCUUUAGAAGGUUUUAUUACUGGUCUUGUAUUUACAAAUGAUGGAAAUCGAUUGAUCGUUGCAGUUGCCAACGAACACAGAUUUGGCAGAUGGCAUACCGUGACCGGUAUUAAAAACAGUUUACAUGUAAUUAAUUUGAAAUUUAAUAAAACUUAA